Messenger RNA from Helianthus annuus (common sunflower), 782 nucleotides. Its product is annotated as DNA-directed RNA polymerases II and V subunit 8A. The transcript is spliced from 5 exons. NCBI's taxonomy places the organism in Eukaryota, Viridiplantae, Streptophyta, Magnoliopsida, Asterales, Asteraceae. Gene Ontology annotation, cellular component: RNA polymerase I complex; RNA polymerase III complex; RNA polymerase II, core complex. Gene Ontology annotation, molecular function: DNA-directed RNA polymerase activity. The coding region runs from base 148 to 585 and encodes 145 amino acids. The record is from RefSeq and is a predicted model, not a curated record. Gene Ontology annotation, biological process: DNA-templated transcription.
AAAAUAAAAUAACCCUAAACUAAGCAGCCGUCCUCCUCCUCUUGUCUAUUAUCUCCCCUGUUCUCCUCCAUCUUCUAAACCUAAAAAAACAAACAGCCGACAGAUCUUCACGAUUCAGCAGGUAAGGUUCAAUCAGCAGCAGCAAGGAUGGUGAAUCCCCACUUUGAUGAUACCAUUAAAGUCAUCGGGGUGGAUGCUGACGGUAAAAAGUAUGACAAAGUUUCGCGUGUUCAAGCAAAAGGGGAGGAAUCGGGUAUGCACAUUGUGCUGGAUGUGAACUCACAGUUGUAUCCUAUGCAUGCGGGACAGAAAUUUAGGAUGGUUUUAUCUCAAACUUUGAAUGAGGAUGGCUCCGCUGCUGUAGCUGCUUCUGAGGGAAGCAAGAAAUCACUUGCGGAUAGAUUCGAGUACGUUAUGCACGGGCUAUUAUACAAGAUCUCAGAUGAUAAGAACCAAAGUGGUGAUGUUGAAGUGGCUGUAUACAUAUCAUUUGGAGGACUUCAACUGCUGAUGAAGGGUGCUCCUGCGAAGAUGGGUAAGUUUAAGGUGGAUCAAAGGUUGUUUCUUCUUCUGCUUAAGGAAUAAAUGUCGAACUCUCUUCAGUUGCUCGUGUGUUCUUGGAUGGAAUGUUUUACCAUGGUACUUUGACCAGUUGGUUUUUAGUUAAUUAACUUUAUUUUAUUGUUGGCUCUUCGUGUCACCUUAAGUUUGUGACGGUUGUUGGGCUCGUGUAUUUUGUGCUUUUGUAGAUGUGGCAAUGUUGACCUUUUUGUGUAAACGUA